GAAUAUUUCAAGAACAUCGAUGAGAACGAACUACUCAGAAGGAAAUGAAGUGAUGGAGAACAUUCAAUACUUUAUGGCGAACUGGAAGUUUCACUCUCUGACCCUUUUAUUGGUUGUUUCUUGGUAUGGAAUCAGCACGACUAUCAUACUUUUGACAAAGUGGGCCGUUUCUGAGGUUCCUGGUUUCGAGUUUCCUCUGUUGAUCACUACAACAAACAACUUGGGUGCUUUCGUUUGGUCUUUUCUAUUUAUAAGGUUUGUUGUGAACAAUAUUCCACACUGCUCGAAGGAACGGUUGUUGUAUUCUUUUUUUCCAGUUUCAGUGGGUAUCGCUCUAGAAAUUGGACUUUCCAACAUUGCCUUGUCGCUACUAUCCGUUGCGCUUUCUACACUUUUAAAGGGUUCUGCACCACUUUUUGUUAUGUUUUGGGGUCUGCUACUUGGUACCGAAGUUUUUAAGUUGAACCUGUUCUUCUCCAUUGGUUUGAUUUGUUUGGGACUUGCGUUAACUUCCGUUGGCAAUUACGCUGGAAAUACACUAGGAAUCAUCCUACAACUUACUGCUGUUGCUGCAGGUGGUUUUCGUUGGUGCCUUAUGCAGAUUUUAUUACAAAGGAGAGGAGACGAACACAGAGUUUCUGCUCUUGAACUAACAUAUUAUACUGCUCCUUUGACAGCACUGGUGUUAUUUCCAUUUGUUGUUGGUUUGGAAGGCAAGUCUUUUGUAGCCUAUCUGACAAAUACAGCGUCUAGUCAAGUUGCCUAUAUGAUACUGAUAUUGUUGCUCAUUUCUACUUUUGUUUUCCUAUUGUUGAUUGUGGAAUAUUUAUUGGUAAGAAGGACCUCUUCACUGGCUAUGGCAGUUGCUGCAGUAUUUAAAGAAGGGACAACUAUUGUUGGAGGUGCAAUAUGGUUUCAUGAUCGUUUGAGCAUUGUGAACGUAGUAGGAUUUGUUGUUUGUCAAAUGGGCAUUUUAUGGAUCCUACAUUACUGAAUCAAGUCGUAUCAUCAAAAGAUGAUUCG
This is a messenger RNA of Galdieria sulphuraria, 1023 nucleotides long. RefSeq names its product solute carrier, DMT family. Gene Ontology annotation, molecular function: antiporter activity. The coding region runs from base 20 to 994 and encodes 324 amino acids. NCBI's taxonomy places the organism in Eukaryota, Rhodophyta, Bangiophyceae, Galdieriales, Galdieriaceae. The record is from RefSeq and is a predicted model, not a curated record. Gene Ontology annotation, biological process: UDP-glucose transmembrane transport. Gene Ontology annotation, cellular component: cis-Golgi network; Golgi apparatus; endoplasmic reticulum-Golgi intermediate compartment. The transcript has 6 exons.